This is a messenger RNA of Pleuronectes platessa (European plaice), 1224 nucleotides long. Its product is annotated as DNA ligase 1. The record is from RefSeq and is a predicted model, not a curated record. Bases 271 to 1077 code for a protein of 268 amino acids. Lineage: Eukaryota; Metazoa; Chordata; Actinopteri; Pleuronectiformes; Pleuronectidae. The transcript has 2 exons.
GGCCGGUUGCGUCAGGUAGAGCCGCGGGGCAGAGGCGUCCAGGGCGGCGGGACUCUGCUAACAUCUGCUGGACAAAAGCUUGAACGACACGGGGAAGACGUGGAGACGCGUUGUCUCGAGCCUCGAAGCCAAAUGUGAGUGGAGUGUGUCCAAGUUAGAGACCAGAAACAUAAAGCCUUUUGACUUCAAGUUCCAGACAAGAAAGGAAAAUAGUGCAUCAACUGUUCAAACAGCUUCUUCAAAAGAUCGAUCUACUCUCUGUGGUGAACCAUGCAGAAACCAGACGUUGUGACGGCCCUCAAUGCCGAACUCCUCACAGCCUACAGGAGGAUUCUGGCUCUUAAGGAGGAGGUGUGGCAGCUGAAAAACCAGCUUCAAGACAGUGAUGUCAUAAAGAUGGUUUUGGAGAAGGAGAAGGAGGAGGAGAAGGAGAAGGAGAAGGAGAAGGAGCAGGAGAAAGAGAAGGAGCAGGAGAAGGAGAAGGAGAAGGAGACCCAGGCCUUGAAGGAGAAGGUGGAGCAGCAGGAAAACCAGCUGAAAGAAAAAGAUUGUGUCAUAAAGAAGGAGGUGAAGAAACGGCGCGCUCGCCUCAGGGCCUACCUUGACUGCCUUGCUGAGCUGACUGUCUCUCAGGCCAAGAAUAAGAUGAUGGAAGCAAGUCUGCUCCAGGAGCCACCCCAGGAGGAGAAGGUGAAGGAGAAGGAGAAGGAGAAAGAGAAGGAGAAGGAGAAAGAGAAGGAGAAGGAGAAGGAGAUCCAGGCCUUGAAGGAGCAGGUUGAUCAACUGCACCUUCAGCUGAAAGACAAAGACUGUGUCAUAAAGAAGGAGGUGAAGAAACGGCGUGCUCGCCUCAGGGCAUAUCUUGACUGCCUUGCUGAGCUGACUGUCUGUCAGGCCAAGAAUGAGAUGAUGGAAGCAAGUUGGCACCAGGAGCCUGCGACAACAAGGAGCAGUGAGGUGGAGGUCAAGAAGGAGAUGGAGAACGAGAAGGUGCUCGCUUCAAGGCCUAAAGGAGACGAAACUGCAGCAGGAGACAACACCAACUAUGGGACUGAGCUGCAGAAAGGAGGAGGCUGAGCUGAGCUGGAGGAGAGAGAAGAGGUGGAGAAGCCCCCGCCCUCACCCUUUUCCUACUCUUAAAACAAACCCCUCCCCUGUCCCCCUUUCUAUAUAUUUGAAAUAAUCUAAUGAUGUGUUGUAAAUAUGUUGAACUUUUUGAAUAAA